Messenger RNA from Clonostachys rhizophaga, 2340 nucleotides. Lineage: Eukaryota; Fungi; Ascomycota; Sordariomycetes; Hypocreales; Bionectriaceae. The record is from the annotation of a GenBank genome assembly.
AUGCAGAACAAGCUUGUAUUGGGAGCCUUGACGGCUCUCAAUCUGCUCACUCCCUCAGUCCGCGCUGCCGACGAGCCAUGUCUGGCCGUCGCCAAGCUGCAGGAGAAGGCUGCCAAGGGUGUUGAGGUUCCCCGACCUUAUGAUGCUGCUUAUCUAGUUCAGUUCGACGCCGAGACCGCCUACAAGUGCAUCACUUCUGUUCCAUUCAACAAGGACGCCGCUGUCAAGGUCCUCGAGAUCUCCAAGUCCUACUUCCAGUUCCACUCUACCCUGGCCUACCUCAAGGACCCACCUGCAUCCUACCAGCAGGAGUCUGUUGAUGUGAUGUCGAAGUUGGACGAGUUCACCACCAAGGCAAAGAACGGCGAAUACAAGAACCUUUACGAGUUUGACGUCGACUUCUACCGCCUCGCCCAGGCCACCCACGAAAGUCACUUUUCCAAGGACAGCCAUCUCAUCGGUCUCUUCCGAUGGACUCUAGAUGAUACCAUCGUGUCGGUCUCCACCGAUGGAAAGGCUCUUCCCCAGGUUUACGCAGCCAGCGAUAUCAGCAACAAUGUCAAUUCGCCCUCCGCCAUCGUAGAGCUUGCAGGCCAGCCUGUAUAUAGCUACCUUCAGGGCUACCUCAAAAACUUUACAGCGAACGGACUCAUCGAACCACAUGCCGAUUUCAAUGCCUUGAUGUACAAUACUGGCCUUGAGUUCGCCAGCUGGGCUCAGUCGAGCGAUGCCUCCAUGGCUCCGACCGCCUUCAAGACCACCCCUAUUUACAAUGGCAAGUCUCUCAAGGGCAAGUUCGCCAAUGGCUCCGACUUUGAGUGGGCCUACAAGGCCGGCUCCAACGCCAACUUGACUCUCAACCAGUACUUCAGCGGUCAGGACAUCUACGACUUGAAGGUUGUCAAGGCCAAUAGCACUCAGUCCGACGACUCGACAGUUGAGACUAAGAGGAGGAAGAAGCGCAGCUACAACCCUGAUGUUAAGCUCGUUAAGCGCGCCGACUCAUCGGACGACGAAGUUGCUGUUCCGUACGCCGCCUGGCCCACGAACCCCAUCGUUGUCCAAGAUAACUUCACGUUUGGUGGCACGGUGUCUGGAUAUUACUUCGAUGAGAACCAACUCGGUGUUCUGAGCAUCCCCAGCUUCGACACUGAUGAGAACAGCAGUGAAACUUUCGAUCUUGCCGUCGCCUCAUUCAUCAACCAAACACGCUCGCGCGGCGCCAAGAGGAUCGUCAUUGACUUGACUGGCAACGGUGGUGGUACUCUGUGGAUGGGCUACGACACCUUCCGACACUUCUUCCCCAAGAAGGUGCCAAAUCUGUUGUGGCGUACACGUGCUCACAGUGCCCUCAAUGUCCUCGGCUCCGUCCUUGGUUGGAGUGGCGCACAGAACACAUCCUACGAGGAUGUGCCUGAUAUCAACUACCAGUACGGCUCCAAGCCCGAUCUGACCAAGUUCUCCUCGUGGAAGGAAUUCUACGGCCCCCGUGAGCUCAAGAACGACAAGUUCACUAGCACUGCCACCUAUGACUUCACCGAUAAGAAGCUUGCUGGCGAACUAGGUUUCUACCUCGCUGGUUAUGGUGAUAACAUCCCUGACUACGACGAGGCCUUCCCCGCCGAGAACAUUGUUCUUCUUGUCGAUGGCGGAUGCGGCAGCACCUGCUCUUCCUUCUCUACUCUCAUGAAGCACGUCGCCAACGUUCGCACCGUCGCCGUCGGCGGUAUCCCCGAGUACGGACCCAUGCAGGGCGUGGCAAGUACUCGAGGCAGCAUGAUGCGCGAGUGGAACUACUUUGGCGACGCCAUCACCUACAUCCGCAGCGUCCUGGAGGCAAUCGACGAGAGCGACAAGGAGGCCACCUACUCCAAGAUCGGCAUCAGCUCCAGCGACAUCGACAACCUCCCCAAGGCCCUUGCCGACUCCCCUUGGACCGUCGACGGCGCCAUCAACAUGUUCGACACCCUCCAGGCCGGCAACCAGGACACCCCCCGCCAGUUCCUCUACGAGGCAUCCGCGUGCCGCAUCUUCUACACCGGAGAGAUGAUCCGCGACGUCAGCAAGCUGUGGCAGGCUGCCGGUACCAUCGCCGGCGGCGACAACAGCACCUGCGUUUCCGGCUCCCAGAACGCCGUCGGUUCCAAGCCCCUUACAUUCAUCACCGACAGCCCGGGCUUCGGCUACAGCGAGCUGUGGUCGCGUGCCAACUCGACCGACGUGCCGAACGUGAAGACGGACGAGACCAGCUCCAACAGCACCGAGGACUCGGCCGCCUCUUCCUACAGAGUUGGCAUGCCCCUAGCUGUUGUGGCGAUCGCUGCGACUCUCUUGCUGUAA